Dendrobium catenatum is the source of this 1854-nucleotide messenger RNA. RefSeq names its product phosphoenolpyruvate phosphatase. The coding region runs from base 171 to 1616 and encodes 481 amino acids. Lineage: Eukaryota; Viridiplantae; Streptophyta; Magnoliopsida; Asparagales; Orchidaceae. The record is from RefSeq and is a predicted model, not a curated record. Gene Ontology annotation, molecular function: acid phosphatase activity; metal ion binding. The transcript has 10 exons.
UUUUAAUAGGAUUUAUUUUUUCAUCUUCCUCCUUUAAAAUGAUCACAGAUCCGAAUGAGAAUAUACCUGAAGAGAGGCUGCUUCUCGGCACGCUACUGCUGGUUAGCGGGUGAAGGCGCAGUUUACCCUAAAAUCUUGUCCUAUUUCUUCGAGCUGCUUGCAGGAUCAACAUGUUGAAGAUUUUCAGGAUGAGGAUACCCUUAUUAUGUCUUCUCGUCCGUUCUUUUGUUUUGAUAUGUUUUGUUGAAAUUGUUUUAUCAGGCUUCACAAGCUCUUUCAUACGGUCAGAAUGGCCUUCUACAGACAUACCAUUGGAUAGUCCGGAGUUUUCAAUUCCAGAGGGUUAUAAUGCCCCACAACAGGUUCAUAUCACCCAAGGUGACUAUGACGGGAAAGCUGUCAUUGUCUCAUGGGUGAACAUGAUCGAGCCUGGGUCUAGUGAAGUACUUUAUGGAACAUCGAAGAAUCAAUAUAAUCUUAGUGCUCAGGGAACGCAUACAAACUAUACUUUCUACAAGUACAGAUCUGGGUACAUUCACCACUGCCUUCUUAGUGGACUUGAGCAUAACACCAAGUAUUACUAUAAGAUUGGAACUGGCAGUUCUGCUCGAGAAUUCUGGUUUGAAACACCUCCAGAGGUUGACGCAGAUGCUUCCUACACCUUCGGUAUAAUAGGUGAUUUGGGUCAAACCUACAAUUCUCUGUCAACACUGGAGCAUUAUAUGAAAACUGGAGGACAGACUGUCUUAUUUGUUGGGGACCUCUCGUAUGCUGAUAGGUAUCAUGAUAAUGAUGGGAACCGUUGGGAUUCUUGGGGCCGUCUUGUUGAAAGGAGUGUUGCAUAUCAGCCAUGGAUUUGGAGUGCUGGAAAUCAUGAAAUAGAGUACAAACCUCAUCUGGGAGAAUUUUCUACUUUUAGAGCUUAUAUUCAUAGGUACGCAACCCCUCAUGUAGCUUCCAAAAGCAACUCCCCCCUUUGGUAUGCAGUGAGGCGAGCAUCUGCUCAUAUCAUUGUACUUUCAAGUUAUUCUCCAUUCGUAAAAUACACUCCUCAAUGGUUAUGGUUACGGGAGGAACUUAAGCAAGUGGACAGAGAGAAAACUCCAUGGCUGAUUGUUCUUAUGCAUGCCCCAAUAUACAACAGCAAUGGUGUACAUUACAUGGAGGGUGAAAGCAUGCGAGCUGCUUUUGAGAGAGGGCUUGUUCACUACAAAGUUGAUAUGGUCUUCGCAGGCCACGUUCAUGCUUAUGAAAGAUCGUAUCGAGUUUCUAAUAUCAACUACAACAUUACAUCUGGAAACCGCUAUCCUGUGCCGGACAAGUCAGCUCCUGUGUACAUAACUGUUGGCGAUGGAGGAAACCAAGAAGGGCUUGCUUCGAGGUUUCUUGAGCCACAGCCAGAAUAUUCAGCUUUUAGGGAGGCCAGCUAUGGUCAUUCAGUUUUGGAGUUGAAGAACAGGACUCAUGCAUUCUACAACUGGAUUCGAAAUGAUGAUGGCAAAUCUGUGCCUACAGAUCAUGUUGUCUUUCACAACCAGUACUGGGCAAGCAACACAAGAAGGAGAUUGAAGAAAAAACAACCAAACCGUCAGAUCAACUUCAUUGCAACAUAUUAAGCCAAAGUUAUUGUGUAGUUGCAAACUGGUGCAAAGAUUACUAAAUAAGGAAGAUCAGGUUUUUGUACUAUUUUUAAAAAUAUUUCUACCCUGAUGUUCAUUUAUCUUAGAAAUAAAACAUCCAUUUAUUUCACCAGUCGUAUACGUAGUUCUAGCAUCUAGCAAGUGUUGAGAUAAUAAUGUUUAUAUUUUUCUAAUGAGACAGGUUUUUAUAUCAUUACAGAAAAUUAAAUUUCUA